CCAAGCUUCACAUGUGUUUCAAUCAUGGCGGCCCUUCUGCGAUUCGGUGCUGCACGAGCUUGUAGAAUUUUAUCAGCAUAUGGUGUACGAAACACAGCGAUUUACCAACGAAACUCACCAUCCUUUUACAAGGAAAAUAUUCUGAAGGCAUGCCAUCCGUCCGUCUCUGGGUGUAGAUAUUGGUCGAACGACAUUUCAGCAAGCGCGGACCCCGGUGAAACUGUCGAAAAUUCUACAGAGGGUGAGAGUGCUGCCGAAGAUAGGAACAGAAGCCUUGGGUGGAAAGACAGACCUAGCUUAAAAAGAGGCGGGGAUUUUCAGUAUGAGAGGCAAGUCAGGCAGCUUGGAACACUUGUGAUGAAGCCGGUUUUGUUAAGGGUUUUCAAAGAGAUUCUUCACAGAGGUAGGCAGGCUAAUAUACACUGUAAGCUAAAGUGAGCUUACUGUUAUGUCAGUUGUAUGGAUACAGGUGUUUGUGGAUAAUCAUGUGAACCCAGCUUUUUUAUUGCAGUAAUUUCACUUGUUUUUAAUAAUAAUGUUAGAUUUAGCUUGGUAACCAUUCUGGAUACAACUGACAUAAUUUUACUAUUAUACAGUACAACUGUAAGUACUGUACGCGUAAGCUUACAUAACACCAAUUACAACAAAAUGUCAUUAUUGUUCAAAUAUUUUAUGUACAGUACAGUAUAAGUCCUAAUUACUACUGUAAAGAUGAAAAGAGCUAAGUUGAGCUUUUUUGAAUUGGAAUCAUAUGUGUAGAUUUGUAGGGAAUGACAAAAUAAUUUGUUUAACUUGUAACACUCUGUAUAGCGAUAAUGGUUCAGUUUAUGUACCUUAAGGAAAAAGAUUUGUCUGACAAAGCCAGCUGGACUGAUUUUUGUCAUAUAUCCCAAAGUUGGACCUAAGAUGGAUGCAAGGAAAAAUAAUAUCUUGAAACAAAACUGUGUAAUCUUUACCAAUAUUUCUCAUCAUUACAAAUGUAUUAUUUUGUUAGAGUUUCAUGUUUAAAUGGUAAGUUCUUCUAGCUAUCCAAAUUUUGAUAGUUUUAUGCUCUGGAAUCUACGAUUAAAUCAUCAUAAAGUUUUUACAGUGCCUGACAUGUGCACUGUUUGUUUGGAAGCCACCAUGCUGGGCUAGAAUUCCUUCUUUUGUUUAGUAUAUUUAAAUAAAUGGCAAAAUCAGCCACCUAUUUAUCAAUCAAGCUGCCCUCUUUGAAACUUACUGACAGCCGAAUGUUGGCAUCCUUCUUGUUUAUACUGACCAAGCUGUUGAAGCUUACAUGUAUAUGCUUCAUAGAGAGUAUAUUGUCUUAUUAGCUGACCAGUCUCCGGGGAAGAUUGUAGUGUAAUUGUUGGGUAUGACCUGCCUGCAUGUUGUUAACUGUAUUCUAAUUUUUGAGUACAUGUAAAUGUGCACAGGACAAAACUGAUUUGAUUCUAAAUCAUUUAUAUUUAUUUUAAAUUUUCAUUUGUGUGCAAUCUUAGCCCUUGUGAUAAUUACCAGUAUCAUCACUUUUUAGAGGGUGGAAUAUCAUCCUUACAAGCCUAUCAAGUUCUACGUAACUGUGGUUCAGAGUUGUUGUAUGAAAAACCAGAGUCAAGAGUGGAGCUAGCACAUCAUUUUUGGGAUCAGUUUAUGGAAAUAGGUGAGUACUCCAUCUUAAAAUGCACAUUGUUUAUACAUGAAAAAGUCAUUUAUAUGUACCUGUUAUAUGGAAGAACAUAGUUUUUCUUAUGCACAAAUACCAGUUUAAAGCUGAUGGGAUAAAGCAAUAGUCCUUGUAUCUCUGACUUUGAGCAUAAACAAGUUCAUUAUUUUAAGUUCAUUGUAGCACCAUACUUUGCCAUGCUGGUCUUGAAGAACACCAAAUGGCUCUCCAAGGCCCUCACAUUAAAGGGUGUGAUCUCAAAUCCAAGAGCUGGCUUCUGAAUAAUGCUUACAUGUUCAUGUAGGUUUUCCUAGACUCUUUUUUUGUGAAAAUUGUUUCUAAGAAUUUAGCUGUUCGUAUCUAGUUUUGCUCACAAAAAUGAAAAUGACAAAUCUAUAAAUUGUCUAUGUUAUUCAUUAUGUACAAUGUACAAGGGUACCAGACUCUUAUUACGUGGUUCUGGGACUCAUAGUUGUGGGCCUGGGACUCAUAGUUUUAUAGUUGUGUGAGUUCCAGGACUCACUAUCUAGCUGUUUUCUUGAUACAUCACUGUACAGUGUACAUGUAUAUUGAUACACCUGCAUCCAAUUUUGUUACACAGCUUUACAUUUUGGUUCUUCUACUUUUAGGUGUCAAACCAGAUGUCAUGCUCUACAACGCGCUCUUAUCUGUGUACAUUCAAAACAACCAUAACUUCAAUCCACUGGAAGUUUUGGAAAAAAUGGAGAAAAACACCAUCGAACCUAACAGAGUAUGGCAUGAAUAAUAAAUCUGUACACUUGUUGAUGGUUAAUUAUCUUUUAAAUACAUGUAAUAUUAGUACAGACCAACCUGUAUAUGUGUUGCUAAUUGACUACGUACCUAAUAUAGCUGGUUGAAUGUUCAACAAGGCUUACUUUUAACAAUACUAAGAGUUGAUCAAGAAAAUAAAGACGGUGACAAAUUAAAAUAUCCAUCACAAAACAAAUUGACCUCAAAGUGUUUCUACUUCUUUUGUGUCAAAAGAAAGGAAUAAGUACAGUAAAAGACCACUCAAUCUCAUGAAUAGUGUACUUGUACAUUUUUCUACAGCUGUACAUUAUUCAACCUAUGAUACAUUUUUAUUACAUCUUGACCAAGUCACUGUUAAAGAGAGGCUAAGACAAUGUUAUACAGUCAACUCUCUCUAAGAUGGACACCUUUGGGACCGCCACUAGCCGUCCGUCUUAGAGAGAUUUCCGUCUUAUAGAGAGUCAAAUAGAGGGAGGAAAGAAAGGCAGGGACCAACUCUAGGUGUCUGUUUUAAAGAGGUGUCCAUCUUAUAGAGGUGGCUGUUAAGAGAGUGUCGACUGUAUGAUUUUUUGAGACCUCUGAAAAGGUGACUGCAACCGCUUAAUGAAGUGACUGCUCCAUACAGACAAGUUUUACUGGUAAGGGAAAUGAUUCUGGCACUGCACUCUGAUACUGUAAGUGAUGACCACUAUACUAUACAUGACUGUACAUGAUGAUACAUUACUGUAUACAUAGGUUCAUUUAAUAUAGGCUUGAUGGCACAUUGUAGCUGGGUCAUUGUGAGAGUCACUUUUCUUUUUUUUACACAGACUACCUUACUGCUGCUUAUGCAAGGUUAUGCACAGAAAGGGGACAUUGCUGGAGCUUUGUAAGUGUUGCAGUCCAUAUUCUGCUCUGUACCAAACAGUAUUUAUAAAAAUCCUUAGACUUCUAGGGUUGCAUAUAGCAAAGGUUUUAAAAUAUAAUGUAGAUAGCAGGAAUUUUUUUUGCCAUACAUUAAAUUACUCUAAGAUCAUAUAAAAACAUUCUUUAUCAUGUGUUUAGGUUGCUUAUACACACAGGGCUGCAAAUAACGGCCAGUCAACGGACAAUGUCCAGCCUGAUCGCGGACUUGACCGGUCAAACUCCGCUCUUGCCGGUCAUUUUGACCGGUCAUUUUUGGAUACAAACACUUUAUUUUCCAUACAGUUGUCGCUUAAUGCUCUAUAACGCUGCAAUGAUUUCUUUUUUCUUUGGUGUUUUUUGCUGCUUUGCACUAAGACCUUCUAAGAAAAAGAACGCCGCAAUAAAUUAAUUUCAUGUCGUCAUGCCGUAAUCUAACGCAACAAAGUGAAUAACAAACUGAGUUGGAAAGUAACGCAACGUUGCAAGUCGUACUGUACUUUUGGCUUUGCUGUAAUCAGCAAUAUGACCUUCUUUGGGAAUUCGAAGGAAUUCAGGCAAAUCGAUCGCAAUUCUCAACAGGUCGUCCUGUGUUUCUCCCAGAAUAAAUAUUAGCGUAUCGAUUAAUAAUAAUUUCUUUUAUGUCGAACAUGAAUCUCGUUUACAGACUCGAUUCCAAAAUGGUCUGAUAAAAAUUUAAGCUAAGUUCUUGUAAACAACUUUAUGCAAAUUUCUGUUGACAUUUGCGCGAUGACCCAAAUUUAUUUAUUGACUUCUGAUCAUUAACACGCUGUUUGUGGAACAAACUUCUCGCCAAUGCAAAUCAACUUCUUUGCCGAAAAUAUCAGCGACGAUUCUUCUUUGAGGAAGUGACUUUCAAUCACGUGCCAGGCAAGGAAAAAGAUCAAGUUUUACCGAUGUUCAUUUCGCAACAUCAACGUAAAACAAGCGUGUGCAGAUUUUGUAAAAUAACCCAAUUUUUUUUUUGUUUCGUAAUUUCUAACGUUUGCUGAACUGUAUGUGUAUUCCGUUUCUUGAACCUUGGGAGUUUGAAAAGGAUUUACACUUCACUUUUUACCUCUAGAGACUUCAGACACCGCCGUGCAAUGAUACUCAAGGUAGAACGUAACAUUAAAACGAGCGAAAACCGCGGAAAGGAACUCGACAACAUGCGAAUGCAUUUUUCACCAAUUUGCUGUCAAAAAUGUGAACGUCAAUGUAGUAAUAACGAUCUAUUGCCAGCAUAAUUGGAUAUUCCUUAGGCAAAAAAAAUAUUAGUAUUCAUUAUUUGACCGGCCAGAAUCGGGGUUUGUCCGGGCUAAAAAAUAUUUGGCCGGUCAUCAUGACCGGCGACCUGCUGUCCGUUAUUUGCAGCCCUGUACACAUGCUGUGUGUUAGGCACUUUCAAUAUAUUUUCAUGUAUUUCCUUGCCUGGUGGUGCUUUCCAUGAACCAUAACUAUCAAGACAGACCAGUCAUUUUGAAAAUGACGUGUUAGUGUUUUACCAAAAUUUAAACUCAAACCCAUCAGUGCACUUAUUGUUGUAAAAGUUAAUUUUCAGUUUUGUUUGUUUUGCUCAUUUGUUUUGUAAACUGAGUCACAAAAUUAUAAUAUGAAAUUUACCGGAUGGUAAAGGCAGUUAAUGGAACAUGAUGUCCCAGGGGUGUAGGCUGAGGUAGCCUGCCCUGAUGUAUGCACGCUUGUAUCCUUAGAGCCUUAUUCAAAACUGAAAACAUGCUACUCUUUAAGCUGCAAACAAAAGCUGUUCAUGGCUGUAACCUUACUAAUUUGUGGAAUGUUUGUCAUCGUACACAUGUACAUGUUUUAUCAUCGCACAGAUGGGUCUCUGUUUUCAAGGCCCUAUUCAUGACUAGACUGUUACCAUGAUAAGACUAGGUAGCUUAUGGUACAACUGUAUCUAUUAAUCAGAAUGUAAGACACUGUCUUGCUAUAAUCGUUCUGCUAUGCCACACCUGGUCUUUUUUCAGGUAGCUCCCACAAAAGCAAACAGUUACAAUUAUUUUGUUACCUGCUCUUCCUCCCUUUGGAGGAGUUAUGUUGUGCUAUGUAUAUCAAUAAAAGUUUGACAGGUCACUCCUUAUGGUACGGUUAAGUCUGCAUUGUGACUUUCCCCAAGCUUUUGCUGGCAUUGCUUGUGCCUUUCCAUCUAUUUCUUUGCCUUAAUCUUGUCCGAUCCAACCCAUGCAGCACUGGCUAAUACUCCUGCAUGUCCUACCCCGUGGUAGUGGGGUGAUAAGUGAGGCUUGUGUAUUGUUGUGUGCAUAACCUGAAGUCGCUAUUACGUGCCACAGGAUUGUGCCCCCCCCCUUUCCCCUUAUAGCACCAUUUUGUAAUUAUUUUCUUAUUUAGCUUGUGGGCAUUAUUUAUUAGUUGUGUGACUUUUUCAUGUGAAUUUUAAGAGGAAUAGUGACAUUAAGCACCACAAAAUUGAAAAUAAAGUUAUUAUUGAGCUGACUCUUAACAAGCUUUCAGGAAAUCUGCAAAAAAAUUAAAAUAAAAACUUAGUCGUGAUAAGUUUUUGUGUGUACCACUUAGUGCUUGUAUGUAGUAGCUAAAGAAAACUGUGUUCAUUUCAAUUUCUGGUUAUUUUUUAUAGUAAAGUGCUGGAGUUUAUUAAAGCUGCUCAAAUGCCUCUGACUGAGCAGGUGUUUGCAGCACUCAUCACAGCUUAUGGAUUUAAUGGGUAAGUACUAUUUAAAAUGGCCCCUUAAUAAUAAUUAAAAUAAUACACUUACUACAUGUAAGUUAUGAUACUUUUAAGCAAACUAAUAAUAACAAUAAUAAUAAUUAUGAUAAUGAUGAAAGUAGGUGAAUGGUAAAGGCGCACAUGCAUCAAAGGCCCAAACAGCAGGAGCUUAUCCUUGUUUCCUUAGUACGAAGCAUGCCUAGGAGUAUUGCUACUCCCCCCUGGAUGGGAUGUUAGCUAGUCCAUUGCUGGGUUACACUCCAGCAGUAUGUCAGUGUUAUGCAUCUAAUACACCUGGGUGAAGAGAGACAAAGUGGAUUAAAGUUCCUUGUCUAAGGAAACAAUGUGAUGGACGAGGCUUGAAUCUUGGACCUUCAGAUUCAGAGUUCAAGGUGUUAACUGUUGGGCCACACACUCCUCCAAUAAGUUAAUGAUAUUAAUAAGGAAAAUAAUACAUAAAUUAUAGAAUUCAUGAUCCAUCACCUUAGUUUACUUGUACUUUUUGCACAGUAAAAAUGGUCUAUAUUCCGAUGUUCUCAGGUUUUUUUGGUUUCUAUGUGUAUCUUUUUGAUGAGUUAAAGCUUUGUUAUUAGAUACAUGUAAUAGUUACAGUGACAUGAAAUAUACAUCUGUUUACAGCGAUCGUGAAAGUGCAAGGGGUGUAUUUGAUCUCAUGAGGUAAGCUCAAGUGGCAUCAGCUGCAUAGACAGUACAGUAUAGAUUGGUGUUCUGGAUUAUCUGGGUAAUAAUCUCAUUAUAAGUAGCAGUUAAUCAGUUUGAAGUUUCAAGGUGUGUAAUUUCAAAAUUUUACUUGUUAUUUGGAUUCUCAAUUUGCGAGACCAUUUACCCCUGAUGAGUCCAGAUACCUGUACAGCUGUAAUUAAUUAGUUCCUCAAUACUCUAUUCUUUCGCCCCUUCCCACAUUUCAUGGCCACAGGACUAAAGGAUGUGUGCCAUAAACUUAGCACAGGAACCCAGUGUCUGCUUUUCUCCCUGUGAUACCCAUAUUGCAGACUUGCAUUGUACUCGAUCGCUUACACUAGCCUAUAAACCCAGCUAGCCCUCCGUGUUUUUGACAGCACUCAGUCCUGGACAACACUUGGCUACUCCCCUCUCUUUCUCUCAUACAAUUUGCAUCCUACAUGCUGUAUUGAAUUGCACACAUGACAUUAAGUGAGAAAGGAAAUGAAACACGUGUCUGAUCUCUACAGGGAAAAUGGAUUGGAACCAGACUUGGACAGCUACACUGCUCUGUUGGCUAUGUAUGGUGAAGCAGGAGACAUGGAGUCCAUUAUGAAGGUGAGCUCACUCAGUUCACAUACAUGUACAUGCAAAAUCAACUGGGAGCCAUUCCAAGCCAUGCAACCAUGCAGCCCGACCUUUAUUGUAUCAACACCACAAUUCACUAGACUGUGUUACAGCACAAAAAGAAAGCUGCUGUAAUAAAACAACUAACAUGAAACUGAGCCUAUCUAGUACGUACAUGUAUUAAAGAUAAAAGAAUAGCCAGAACUAAGGCACUACUUGAAAUCCUACAACAAUCCAGAAAACACCGGAAGUGUGUGUUUGUACACAGUUAUGUGAAUUUUUUCCCUGCAACACCUGUCUUCCUGUUUGGUUUAGCUUUCAUAUAUACAUGUAUUGAGCUGUGUAAUAGUCCAACAUUGGUAUCGUAAGGUGGCUCAAUGAGUUCUUUUAGGUUCAAUACCUCUGGUGUUUGAGCAUUAAGCCACAUCUCAAUUAACAAAGAUUUAGAAAACUAACUACCGCAGCUGUAUAAUAGUGUUAAUGAUCAAAAUGAAUUUGUUAUAUAAGCUGGUUACAAUGACAUCGGAGUUGUCAUAGCAAUGAAAUGAGGCCAUUACCUAUCAAGCCACCUUUAAUAACAUUAUUCAUGGUUGCAUUUAAUUACUACAUUUGUAGUAAUUUCAUCAUUUAAGAGCAAAAUAUUUAUCCAUUUUUCUUGUUCAUAUAAUUUCCUUGUGCUGCAGACAGUGAAUGAGAUGCAAGAGAAGCGAGUCUACCCAAACAGGAAAGUGUUUUUAUCAGUACUGGAUUCCCUUUCAAAACGUGGACACCUUGGACCAAUAAGAGAUGUAUGAGUAACUUAAUAGUAACUCUUUUUUGUGGUAUUAUGCAAUGUACACAGCUUUUGAAUUUGACUUGAUUUUCUUCCAGCUUCUUCAAACACCCAUUGUCAGGACUCUAGUGGAAGGAGGUAAUUAUUAUCAUUAAGUUCAGUUUAUUUCAAAGUGUACACUAUUAUUAAUUAAUUAUUAUUUUAAUCAUACAAAAUGUAUGUUAUUGUUUCAACUAAUAUACAUGUACAUGUAACAAUAAUAAUAAUAAUAAUAUGUAUUUUUCUAUUUUGUGCACUGGCCUUGUAUUUUAGUCUGCUGUUUUGUACUAAGUCUAUAAUAAUCACAGUGAAAUUUCAUUUGAAAAUUAAUUUAUUUUCUAGAGCAUGAUAUUAUUAUUUUGUGUAGAAAUUAGAAUGACCAGACUUUAGACAUUAGCUACAUUGUAUGGCACUUGAAGCCAUGUUACGCACAAGGAUGUACAUGUUGUUUUUCUGCCAUUUGACAGAUUUAAAAGAUCUCAUGCUAGCUGUGGCUACUCGUGGUGAGAUCAACAGUGCAUUUAUUUUCUUGGGACAUAUGGCAGAGACAGGUGGAAGCAGGAGAACACCUUUAAAGCCAGAGUUUGCUUUACUUAAACAAGUUAUUUUAUCAGGCCAGGUUGGUGAAGAAAAUUAGCCUUUAAUUAACUUGCUUGAAUUAUAUCUGACAUUACACAUGUACAUCUAUAUUUUGUUCUGCAUACUCUUUAACUCCUCUAGCUUCUUUGUGAACUGUGAGGGGAAUCAAACUGUUUGUUUCUGUUGUUGUUUAAUUUAUGGGAAGAAUUGUUGCAAAGUUUACAAGUUCAUGGAAUAGCCCUUUUGAACUUACAUGUAUGCUCUUGUGGAGUAAGUUUCAGAAGCACCUUCUGAACUUCACAGAAAUCAAUACUUUUCUGACAAGAGUAUGUGUACAUGCAGUGGCCGGUGUUCUACUAUUUUUCUUGUAAACUAAGAACUUCUGCCUACCAAAAAGCAUCCUCCAUGAAUUUUGAUGAAUCCUCUGCUUUGUUUCUCCCUAGUCAUUUUUAAUUAGAGGGUUUUUGUGUUUGCAUUUUUCCUGUAGCCAAUAGAUAUUAUUCUUGUUACAAUUCAUGAACUGGAGAAGUUGGGAGCUUUUAGAAAUGUGUAUGAGGAUGCUUUGGAUCUAACCUUUGACAAGAAAAAUCCAGGUACAUGUAACUUUGUUUGUACAUCCCCUUUCUUUAAUAUAAAGGUAAAUAACCUUUAUUUUUGUAAUCCGCUUUCUGUCUGUCUGCCUGCUCUGUUUUUUUGUUUUUGUUCCAUAACUAAAGUGUACUGUAUGAACAAUAACGUAGUAAUAACAAUAUUAAUUAUAAAGAAAAAAUAAAAAGAAAUAGAAGAAAAAUAGAAGAAAAAUACAACCAAAAGAAAUCCUUAGCUGUUUGAUUUCCCACUUACUUGUUGUAUUUACCCAGCGACGUGAAAUCUUAGAGACAGCCCUCUGACAAUCACUUCUUCAUUUUUUACCUUUGACAAAGUACAAAAAUGUGUAUCGCAUUUUUCGUUUGCAUAAAUUUAUUAGAGAAUAGUCGUGCUAUCUACAUGCAUAAAUGAAGAUUUUGAUUUUUGGCUUUCAAUUUUGAUUUCAGACAUCACUCUUGCUGUUUUACAAGAGAUGCUACAAAAGGUUGGCUUAUUUUUAAUAGUUGCACUUGUUUGACUUAAAUAAUGACAGAGGUGUACGGUGUACCCUAAGGUUUUGUUUGUGUUGUGUUUAUUUUUAUCAAGACUUGCAGAAAACAUUAUGUCACUGUGUCAUGUCACUUGCAAAGUUUUAUUUCAGAGAGUAAAUAAUAAAUAGAGCGACUUUCGUAUGACGUUGAAAAAUGGUUUCAGUAAGUGUUCGUUAUUUGUUUUAUCAGCUAAUGGAUGAAAAGAUCAAGGAAAACCCUUAUGGUUAUGGAGAAGGCGUUGUUUGAUUGGCCAAUCGUGUUGCAGUGUGAUGUCAAAGCGACUCUAUAAAGUUCUCGGGCAUGAAGUUUUUUCACCCAAGCGUUCGCUUAACCAUUCAAACUGAGCCACGCGCGUUUGUAUCCGUUCGAUAAACCAACCAAAUCGCUCUAUUUCCGUUCGUUUGUUGUGUUGUUCGCGCGUUUUCAUUUCAAAGUCAUACAAAAGUCGCUCUAUUGUAACUCAUUCUUUGUGCACUGUUAAUAUUGUUUCUCUUUGAUGCUACAGAAACUACGAGUGCGAACACAUUACUUUUACCCGCUCUUAGCCAUGUAUGCCAAUAAUGAAAAUGCCAAAGGUAUGAUAAUUAUGAUUUACACUAAAGUAAUUUUAAAUUGUCUUAAGAAUGUCAAUAUUAAUAUUGCAUGAACAAAUCAUUUUUAAUUGCAGGUGCACAGGAAUUAGUAAAUUUGAUGGGAGACAAUGGCUUUGAGAUGGAUGGCACUACGUAUGUAUUAACAAUACUUUACCGCUUUACCAGGGUUUUUGUUUCCUAUCAGAGCACUACACUGUUCCUGCAACUGUAAAGCGUACAAUGAGUAGGUCUAGAAAAUAUCAAAAUCCCUUCACCUCCCCGCUAGAAAUUCCAGUAAAGUUAAAUGCGCUCCUUUGAAUUGUUUUUCCCGUCUUUGAGAACCAUACCCCUUCUGCUUUUUGUCUCUACUCCUUUCUUGGCAAGUGAUCAGGUAUGAUCGGACAGAUGAUUUUACACUUUUUCUGGGUUCUUGGAUUUAGUUUAAUGGAAAAUGUAACAAAGUUAUUCGCCAUAAGCUCAGCAGUCUCUACCACUCAGCAGUCAAACUCAAAAGUGUAAGCAUAUGUGUUAUGUUGAUGUGUCGUUAUAAGCAGGAUUGUGGAGUUUUUUUUUUUUUUUAUAGCAACUGUGUUGGCGCAGUUUGAAGCGAUUGCUUUUCCUUCCACCUAUCCAUAUCAGUGUGAUGGGUGCCUGAAAUGGCGGCUCAUGGCCAUGUUGCAGGGAUUUGCCAGCCAUGGGAGUUGAUUCUAUCUAGGAUACGGGUAGAUACCCCAGGCACUCUCCUUCCAUUUAACAAGCUAAGGCAGCUAACUUACGAGGGAAUCAUUUUCUUUUCUUUUUUUCCGUUUCUAGCUUGAGGUACCUGGUGAAAUCCUAUGGCAAUCCAGAUGCCGAUGACGUGGAGUCCUUUAUAAAUCUUUCUCAGGUGCUAACACUUUUUACCCUUCGGAAAAAUGAGAACGACACUCAGUCAUAGUAAUUCUCAGGUUUUGCCUGCAUGUUGUUGCAAAACAUUUGAAGAGACAGAGUGGUACGGCACAGGGUUUCAUUCUGUUCAGCCAAAAUAGUUUUUUCAGCGUGCACAUGCGCUUGAUACAUGCAAAGCGUAAUGUCCAUUCAAUACACGUCCGAAAGAUUUGGACUAUUAACCUGUUGUCCCUCAGCAUUGCAUGGAAGCCAAGUGCAGGGUUAUUACCAAAUAUUGACGAAUGACCAGAUUUACAAUGAUCUUCUAAAUAUUAUAAAUUACCUCACUAACAAUUAUCAUUAAAAUGUACACUUUUCCUCUUUUGCAAAUAAAUUGACCUCCAUUAUUGUCCAAUUUGGAGAAGUGUAAUUAUAAUGUUUUUUUGUUGUAGGAUGUUCCUGUGUCUAAGUACAUGCUGACAACAAUGGCUUCAUUAGUCAUGACUACAGGGCAGCUAGAUAAACUGCAGAAAACUGGUAAGCACAAUAGCUUAGACCAAGAUUAACCCAUUCUCCACUGGGAAUUUUGGCGAAAAACUUUUGGAAGCUAGUCGAACCGUUUUCUGGUCACUGUCUGGCUAUAGUGAGCCAAAACUGCCCAAAAAGCUGUUUAUUAAAGGUCGAUUAUUUCGCAGCCUUCUGUUCCAAAUGCAAAAUAUUUGCUUCUGAAGUUCGGCCAUGUUCAGAAAUUAACAGUUGUAGGUGGGUUUGGGGUUUUUGAUACAGUAUUCUAGACUUUUCUUUUCCUUUUUCUCUCCUUCCCGUGAACAAGAUAGGGUUAACCGAGAGCCUUAUACUUCAAAGCGGAGGUCUUAGAUUUCCCUGUAAUGACCGAACGGACGAGAUUAAUAUUAAUUUUAUUGAUUAUAUAUAUGGCCUUUUUGGCCAAAAGAAUGCAAUAAAGUAAUUCUCAACAUUCGCUUGCGUGUGAAAGAGGCCAUUCGAAACCUGGCGAUGCGAUCGAAACCAUUCUUUGACAAUGAGACAAUUUUUGUCGUUAUUGCCUCAAGAUAUAGGGCAAAUUUAACCAAUACUCGGUCAUUACGGAAAAUUUUGCCCGCUGAGCAGCCAAUCAGAGCGUGUGUACUAUUGUAGCCUUACAAUAAACACAGUUUAACAGUUUAAUACCCUGAUUGUCUUUCUAGUCGAGUAUGCUAAACAGGAAGGAAUUAAUCUCUUGUGCAUAUCUGAUGCUUUUGGACAGUAUCUUGCAAAAAAGUGAGCGAACCUUUACGAGAUAUACAGCUAUUUCGAGAAAGGUUGUCGGAAAAAAUGUGCAUGCGACAAUCCCGAAAGGUAAUAUGGGAUAUGAUCAAUAACCUGUUCCUGACACUGUAGCUGUCGAACCUAUUAUUAAAAACAUAUGUCCAUGGCCUGUCGUGCCGUUCUUGCAAAUUUCUUUGAAGAACAGUGAACUCAAAACCACCCUCAAUACCUUUUGGCAUUGUCGCGCGCACUUUUUCCGACAACCUUUCUCGAAAUAGCUGUAUAUUAUAACUAGGUGUGAGUACAGUUUAACCCUUCUAGCAGGUAGUUUUACAAUUGCCAUAAAUAAUUUGCUUGAAGGUACAUAUCCUCAUUUCUAAUGACAUACACACGUAUCCGGUAUUUCAAAAUUCCCAAUUUUUUCUGUGCGGAGAUCGGCUUCCGUCCACACGUAUCCGGUGUAUCCGGCAUACGAGUCCGCAACUUUUUAAAUCCGCUCUCCUCCUGGACUUGCGUUUCUUAUAACGUGUGUGCAGUUAAACCUACAUUGUUAAGCUUCUUUCCAUGUCGGACGGUGAAAUUGGGCGCCGUAAACGAGCAUAAUAGUGCUUGGUCAGGUGGGACAAUUUUGUCAGUGAAACAGUUACUGAAGAACGUUGGCGAUAAAAUUUUCUCAUGAGCCGAAGGUCGCUUUACAAAUUAGCUGACGAAGUGAGAGUGCAUUCGUCAGGGUGGACGGACAAAUACGAUUUGAAUACGGAUACGUGUGGACGUGAUUAAAAAAUAUCCGGAUACGUGUUGACAGGGCCUAAAUUUGCAAACAUGAUUCCCUGUAAAAUAGAAGCAGGGCGUUAAUCUUUGAUUUUGUUUCAUAGUGUCCCCAAUAGGUUUUUCGGGAUGCGGGAUUUCCCUUAUUUGAAGCUCGGGAUGCGGAAUUUUAAAGCAAAAUCGGCAAGAUUCGGGAUUGAAAGUAUGCGUACGAGUUAGAAUGCCCGAAAUAACCCUCGGGAUUACGGGAUUGCACGAAUUUUGGGUCGGGAUUAGUGGAUUGAAGAACCCUAUUGGGGACCUUCGUUUCAGGCGUAUUUAUGUGCCAAGUAGGUUGUACAAAUCUGUUUUUAUUUUCUCCCAUUACUCAGUUCAAAUGUUCAGGUACAUGCAGUGUAUAUAAGCGGUAUCAUUUUCUCGGAAUUGAAAUAAUUAUAAGAAAUUUUUAUCGAAUCUUUUUCAACCGUUAUGGGUUGGUCAUUCUGCUACGAGGAUCAUGUUCACUUUCAUAUCUUUAUCCGCGGUUCAAAAUAUGGUUGAUUUCAUAUAUUUAAAUACAUGUCAUUUCCACUAUGAUCGGGUAUAUUACGAACUCACAAUGGCGUGCUCUCCAGUUGGUUUGAUUACCUCAGUGGAUAGAGCGUUGCGUCUUGUCAUCGCAAAAGUCAGGCCCGAUUCGUUUCCUGGUAAAGCCUGGAUUUUUUAGGGUUUUUUUAACCGCUUAAGGUUGCUGAUUCUACUGUGAGGAUCAUGAUCACUUUCAUAACAUUAUUUUUGUUGUUUUUGUUAGGAAUUUUGACCCCCGAAAUGCAGUGCAGGUAAGAAAACAAUUCAGAAAUGCAAACUAGUACUUAACAGGGUUGGUCAAAACCGUAUAAUUAACAAUUUAUUCCAUGAGUGCGCGUUGGAUAUGAGUUGGCUAUAACCAUCACAUAUUCAUCAAGCGCGAGUGGAAUAAUGUUUUAUUAAAAACGCCCUCGAAAUAUCGAGAAUUCUUCCCGACUUUAUUUGUAAAAACAACCGAUUUUCAGCUUGAGGGGAGGGACAGUUUUUUUUCAAUAUUGUGUUUCUUAUUCUUGCAGAUUGUUAAGCUUCUCGACAGUCUUGACGCAACUCUGGGAUUGAGUAAGUCAAACGCAGAUUGUUGAUAAUAAAGCCAAUCUCUAAAAAUGCUGCCAUGGUUAUUUAUUUUUUAUAUUUUUUGUUUAUUGGCUUUUGAGAACCUCGCACAGUGAAUUUUGGUUUUGGAACGUUCCGGCAAAAGCGAGAAAAAGUAAUGCCUCGGAAAUUUCGGUUGCUUUUUUUUCUGAAAAAUGUGUUCGCUUUGUUUUCUGAAAGAUUUCUAACGGAAUGAACUGUUCAAUCUGAAAUAUAACCGGAAAUUAUUGGUUUUUCUAUAAAUUAAUAAUAAAUAAUAAAUAACCGCUCCAGGAAUACCUUUUCCGGUUGACCCGGGAAAUUUUGGCCGCUGAAACUUUCCACUGGAUAAACCAGAAAACAAGUGUUCCAUUAGCCUCGCACACAGACGUACUUAGGAAUUCCUCCCCGACUCCCACGAACGUCUACUAACGGCGGAGUUGGCUGCUCUCUUCAGCGGACGUUUGUGAGCAAAAAUGCGUGACGAAGCGCUAAGAACGUCCGCGUGGGAGCGAGACUAGUGUGCCAUUUGCAUUCUAAGCAGAAUUUCGGGUUAAACGGAGAGCGCAAAACGAGACACCGUGAGAGGCUCUGAUAGCAGUGGAUGUACGACUAUAGGGGAGUGGUUGGGGGAGGGGAGGGGGCAUUUUUUUAUGCGGCUUAUUAUGGGGAACGUAAGUUUCUGUUUUCUUUCUAAACUUGUCGAAGCCUAUAUCGCCAGGAAAACUCUCCUACAAUUGACAUUUUAACCGAGUUGGGCAAAUCGCCUUUACUUUCCCCAGGUAAUGUUAUUGUCAAAGCAUGCGAAAAAUGCAGCCAAAGAGAAACCACUACAAGAGUAGAAUUUGUUACCCUUCUUCUUAAGGAGGUAAGUUUCCUGUGGUCAACAUCAUGCAAGUACUCUCUUUCAAAAAUGUUGCUUUAAACCAGUGCACUAUCUUAGAGUGCAUUUUAUGCCUUCAUCCAUAAUUUCUUAAGAUUCUGUCAAUUGUUUAUUAUUUAUUUGCAGGGUUUGAAUCAUUUGCUGGAGUCUCGCACAUUCACAUUUGUUAUGUCAAGUUUAACACAGAAUAAAAUGACGACUGAGUUUUAUGAAGUAAGUACGUAGUACAACUAGAUCUGAAAAGAAUUUCCUUCUACAACAUGGUUAGCCAUGGAGGCCUUUAAAGUUUGAAGUUUGUGGAUAAAACCGCCGUUGAGAUUAAGACAGUAAUAUUUAUGCAAGGAAAAAUAGGGUUACCGGUCGUUUCGAUACAAGUUUAUUCAGUCUAGGUGAAAAUAGUUUCACGUCAUUGUCCUAAAAGAUGAAGAAUAUUCACUCAAAAUGUUUUUUCUUGUUCACGCUUGAAGUGAACGAAAUUUUUGUGCAAUUUCGCAUCUUGAAGUUCGUAUCGAAACGACCGGUUUCGAAAAGUAGACGCGUCUUACGUAGACGCCUAGACGCGAACUGUUCCAUUUAUAUACACGAGCAUAAGAUGCGUCUUAGCGUAAUCGUGUCUUUGUUAAAAAAGACAGUCAGUUUCAUAUGCCAUUUAAGGUGGGAACACUCUUGGUGACAAGUCGUAGCAACACGUCGCGGCGACACCUUGAUAAACUGCUUUGUACGGACGGGAGAAUUUUUGUGCAAAUCUUUGUCUCCGCGACAUGAUUUGUCUUCGCGACAAGUAGCAUGGACACAUUUAAAAUGAUCUGAUUUUCUGCGACGUCUUGAGGGGACAAAUCCUGCCGUGGAGGCAAAGAGUUGCACAAGAAUUCUCCCGUACACACGAAGCGAUUUGUCGCUCCGACGUGUGGACUUAUUACUCGACCUGUACACAGAAAGUGAUUUAUCGCCGUGACUUGUUGCAGCGACAUGUCGCCUAGUGUCCCGACCUUUAUUUGGGAGGUUCACGUUUUAUUUUUCCCGUAUAGAUGACACUACUAUCUUCUCUUAUAGUGAUUUUUGAAUUGUGUCUUUUUCCUUCUCCCUUUUCUUAGUUUGUACGCGUUAUGAAGGAAUCCAAGGUGACAUUAGAUGAGCACCAUUACAGACAGUUAAUUAAGGUAGGUCAUUUUUCAUUUUUAUUAUUAUUUUUUGUAGUACUGUACAGGUAGCCUAAGAAAACAGCCGACAUUUCGCGACGCCACCAACGGUUUCCCCUCGAGUGACGUCCGAAGAACGAGCGCAGAAAUUCUAUACUAAUAAUCUGUCACUACCCUGAUCGGGUUAACGCUUCUGAUUGGUUGAAAAUUUGCUUCAACCAAUCAGAGGCACUACCCAGAUCUGGGUAGUGACACGUCAUUAGUAUGGAAUUUCUGCGCUCGUUUCUCAGACGUCACUUCGAGAAACCAGUGGUGGUGUCGCCAAAUGUCGGCUGUUUUCUUAGGCUAGUUAUUUCUUUGUCACCCUGCUGUAGCUGCAAGUAUUAUUUGAAAAUUGUUGAAUUUAAGAUAAAAUUCUCUGAUUUUGUUUUUCUUUACUUUGCUGCAGAUGAUGGCAUUUGAUGGAAAGGCAGAAGCUGCCCAGUUUUGUUUUGAAAAGGCGGCGGUAAGAUGUUAAUUGUUAUGUACCCUUUCGGCUCCUCUUACUUUUUAAUGUUACUAAAUAUUGCUGGCUUCAGUAUUUUUACAUGUUUGGGCAACACUGUGUGAACCUUUAAUCAGUCUUACUGACUGAUGAAAUGGAUGUAUGAAGGCGUUUAUUAUUCAGUCAAUUCCAAGAGUGCCCAUCCCCCACCCCCUCCCCCAAUUUUUUGUGCAUUUGUCCUCUUUUCUUUGGGAUAGCCCUCUUCGGGGCGAGGAAAUUUGUUCAAAAACCUCCCCGCAGCUAAAAACUGCGAUCCAACGGACAAGUAAAAAGUUAUUUUUCCUUGCCAGCCUAAAGCUUAAAAUCGCAAUUAAACGCACUGAAUAAAUGAUGAAGAUAGUUUUCUUCGAUUUUUCGAUGGACCCCGGCGAAGAACGUCGUCACAGUCCAAAUUCAACUUCCUGACAGUUUUUUUGUGAGAAGUUCUUGCAAAGAUGGACAGGCCCCCAUUGCUUUUGUCUCCUCUUUAGAUUCCUCUUCUUCUCUAGAAUAGUAUAGAGUGUUUACAAGCCUGUUUACGCUUUCCGCUAGUCAGUGUUGAUAAAAAACGCCUUAAUAUUUUAAUAAAACCUCAAUCAUCCUUAAUCAUCCUUUAAGGAGUUUGUGCUUGGGUACUCUUUGUGUGCCAUUUUAGAUUUCUUUUUGUGCUUACUUGCUUAUAACCAUUACGCAUGAUGUCAACGUCCGUGUAAGUCCGACAAUUAUGCCUGGGAUUGUAGAGCCCUGUAGCUGAGGUCUUGAACGCCUGUUAGAUCUGUUGUCUCUCUACCGCACAAGCAACCCAACCAACUUCAGAUUAUAUGGUGUUAUUCCGAUGCGUUUUUGUGCAAUAUGGCAUUCCAAGCUGAAUUAUUAGGUUCUUAUUAUCAUAUCCGCAAAUUGCAUGCAUUAGUAUCUUGAAACUGAUUUUUGAUUUGUUUUGUUGUCUUAGAAAUUAGCUGAACCAACAGACCUGAUGUACAGUUACUUAUUACUGUCAUAUGCUCACUGCUCAGAAGGGGGAAUAUAUGCUCGUGUACCGAAAGACAGGGUAAAUAAUGCGCAUUAUUAUUCUUUUCAAAUUUUUCUCCCUUUCAUUGGCCGAGAGCCCAUCACGUGAUCUGCAAAUAACUGCCUACAAAUAAUGGUCUGCUGAUGCGUAAUGUCGGCCAACUUUGUUUGUCUGCAAAUAAUAUUCUGCCCAUGCAAAAAUGAAACCACGUCUUUCUCCUUCUUGCAAUCACUCUUGCGUGAAAAUGGCAGAUCUUCGCUUCCCGAAGAUAUUCCUUUGAAAAACAAACUCGAUGAACGAAUGAUAAAACAAUUGUUGAACUCGGUCAUUGCAAAAUAUCGUGUUUUUUCAGUGUCUUGCAGAUCAAUUAAUUACCUCCGCCUUCGGCUUCGGCAAAUAAUUGAUCUACUCGCCACUGACAAAUCACGAUAUUUUGCUCAGCUUCGUCUAAUAAUUGUUAACUGACUGUCACCUGUUGAUUACAUCUCUUAGACGACGUUUACACCGCACGAAUUGUCGAAACUCGUGCGUUUACACGGGACCACGCUAAGCGGUGGAAAGUUUGGUUGCCCAGCCGUUCAAAAUUUUGACCGCUAAAAUAGAGGUCAAUUUUUUUAGCCGAAACGGUCAAAAAUUUGACUGGCGUGGGGUGAGCACCAUGACCGUCUAAAUGUUUAUACGGGAAUUCGUCUGGUAUCGUUUGAAUUUAGCCUUAGUUAGUUCAAGAUUCUUCUAAUUAUUGUGUGUUUUUGCACUCAAGUUCCUGUGUUGAGGGUAAUAUGGCAAAGAAGGCAGUGUGGCCGAGCGGUUUGAGCGCUGGACUUGUAAUCCGGAGGCCUUGAGUUCAAGUCCUGCUCUGACCGCUGUUCACUGUAGUCCCGAGUUCAGAUCCUCGGCCACACUUUUAAAUAGCUAUCUUGUUUGCCUCUGGCCAGUUGGGUUUCUUAACCUUCUUAUGUUCAUUAAAUUAUAUGAUUCUGUUCUUACCUGUGGGCCACAAUCACAACGAUUGAGUUGUUAGUAGUUGUGUUACCCUAUAAAGUCGAUGUUUUAGUCAGUCAGUCAAUAUAAAGCAAGUCAAGGAAUCGGUUUGGGUCCAGUCCAUAGGUUUAGUCUAGUUGUGCGUCUGGUUUGGUGUAAGUCUUGUUCUAUCUAGUUUAGGUUAAAGCAUAGGUUAAGUUUAAAUUAUCUACUCGAGUUAAUGUAGUUCUACGUAUAGUUCUGACAAACCAGUGAAGUAGUAAAAUGCAAAGUGUUUAUAUUGACAGAGAGAUCGUAUACUUCUCGACGUCUUCUAUAUGAGGAUAAAUUUAUAAUAGUUUAUAUAAAUAAUUGCAACUUUCUUUUUCUUUAUACACAGAACAUGAAAAGAAUUUGUCAAUUGUACAAUGAGAUGUGGUCAAGAGGUCUGAGGUAAAUUCCAGGUUUUUAGUUUGUUAGAUAAAUUUCGUUUUCUUUGGUGUAAGUCUCAUUAUUAUACAUUAUCAUACCCCAAAGCAAAAAAAAAAAAUAGAAUAAAAUUUAUACCAAGAAUGAAAUUGAACCACAACGUAUGUGCUGUAGGUAAAAUCCUUUUUCAGCGUAAACCAGAGUUUCCUUUAUCUCGCACAUGUAUGAACAAUUAGGUUUGGGCGGAAAGAAAGAAAAUUCUGAAUCAACCUGAAGGGAUGAAGAGUGGUUUAACCUGAGAGUGCAUUUUACCAGCGACGUAAACACUCCCCAAAUAAGCAGAUUUGAUGAGUUGACGUCCCUUAAAAGUACAGUGCGAACUUAGGCCUGGUUCAAACGUCGAACUUUUCAUGAGGUGAACCAAACUGAGUGAGUUUAGUUCAUGAAAAGUUCGACGUCUGGCUCAGUUAAGUUCGUCUGAAUGAGUUUGGAUCGUCCAACACGUUCUAUCUGUCUGUUUCAGACGGAUAGAACGUCUGAAGAUCGUCUCCAAGAAAAAAGCUGAUGCAUGCCACGAACUAAACUAAUAAAUUAAUAAUUUGUAUGACAAUGUAUAUUUAGCCUCGUUCGGGAUAAAAGUUGUUGAAAUUGCUUUUUGGUCGGAUUCAGUCAAAUGGUUCGACUCGUCCAAAGUUCGACUUCUGACCCAACAAACGAUGUUAACUUCAUUUAGGUCCACCCAAAUGGAAAGUUCUCAUGAAAGGUUCGACGUUUGCCCUAGGCCUUAGAGUUAGGAUUGAAGUAACCUUGUUUCUGUCGUUGUUUUAUGUGAAUUAGACUAACAGCGCGGGCCAAAGGUGCAGCAUGUAUAGCUCAUCUGAUGAUGGGAGAUCUUGAAAAAGCGGAGGAAAUAAGGAGGUGAGGAGGACCGUAGGACACUCAUCUUAAAAAUAUUAUUGUUAGGUAUCAAGUAUAUCAUUAUUAUGUUAUGUUAUUUUUUUUUAAGUUAGUGUUUUUUUAAGGUUGAGUUUAAACAUCAGUAGCUGUUUCAGUGCGUGGAGCUGCAAAUAAUUUUUCUCUUUAGAAAAGAACGUCUAUCCGACCAGCAGGUCAUAAGCGUUUUAGACGGACAAACCAGAAAUGUUCGCGAACAGCUUUAUGAUGAGUUUCAAUUGCUUCAAUCACCGUGCAAGUCCGGCUGUUAUCUUAUAUCCUGCCGCAAGUAAGAUAUCGUCGUGGGACAUGGUCAAAGUUUUAGUCGGACAUUAUCCAAUGACCGACCCUUAUUUGCAGCUCUGGACUAUGAUUGUACAAAAAGUAAUCUUAGAUUAUAGUGCGUUCGCUGUUAGAGUAUCCUUUGAUCGAACGUGCAUGGAAAUCGGAAAUAUCUCUUAGAGGAUAAUUUAUUUUCGAAGACGUCUCAAAUUUCAAGCGAACGAAAAAGUGCUCCCUGGCCAAAGGGGUUUCCGUGUUGAGUUAUCAAUAGUUAAAUAUUGAGAAUCAAGAGAUCAUAUAUCUUGUUGAGAAUUAAAUGCAAAGUUGCAUAAAUUACACCGAUAAUGCUAAGUGUGUUACGCAAACAUCGGAAAACUAGCGGCACCAUACUUGCAUGAAAUUCAUUGUUUGCAAAGGCGGGGUUAGUUGUAAAGCAUCACUAAACAGUCCAGAACACCGUUUUUAUUUGUUAGCCACAACGAUUUGAUUAUCCAUUUGUGUGAAUAUCUUAGGUGUCAUGAUAAACGCCUCUUAAGUUAUAAGUUUUACUGGUUCCUUAACUGUCUUUUUUGUUAUUUUUUUUCUCUGUACAGUACACAUGGUAUAGGUGUCCCUCGAUACAGAGUGUUAUCAGAGUUCCUUAAAAGUUACUCUAAACGUGGUGAUGUAGCAAGUAAGUCUUUAAAGUUUGGGCUGAAACUAAGGUGGCCACACCCUGGCAACUCUUCCAACAUGUUGAAUCUGAUGGGUGAUCUCUGGUUAAAAGCGUACAAGUAUAACAUUGUUUUGCGUUAAUUCCUACUUUUUCAUGCAUCGUUCUCUCUAAAGGUGGAUUUCUAUUCUCGUAAUUUUUACUUACGUAAAUGAAAUAAAAAAUAUGUAAAGGGUAGCACGAAAACGUAAAAGUUGAGCGAGGUUCAACUUUUACUUUCACGCGCGACCUUUCAUAUUGCCUCUAUUUUAUUUACGCACGUAAAUUGUACUCGCGUAAAAAUUACGCGACAGACAAAAUGUACCCAAAGGAAGUUCCAUAAUAGCAAUUUUUCUUUUAUGAUUUCACCUAAAGCUUGUGUGUAUUAAAUUGUCAGUAAAUGCACAAGCGCAUACACACACCUCUUUCCUCAGAACAUCGAAACAUGAAUUUUAAAACACGUGGUCUUGUAGUGGGCGGAAUAAAUACAGUAGCAUGCAUGGUUGCCAGCCUAUCCCGCGGUAAAAUGGAUUUCUUUUGCUUUAUUCGUUUUCACCCCGAAGAACGUGAACUUCACAAUGUAUAACACAGAACUACGCAGAAGACAUUCACGAUUAAAUGUUUAAAAUUCCGAGAUCGUAUUACGCCACUAUCCUCUCCCAUCGGUUAACAUAAUUAAUGUUUAUGGUCCCAUCAUUAACAGCAACUUGAGCCUCUCAGUUAUGGGCCCCUUAUUUCUUAAAUUGACCUCUCUUCUUUAUUUACUCUAAAGAGUCGCAGGAAUUAUAUGAGGAACUUAAAGAAGAAAUGAAGAAUCUUACCAUGCCAACCUUUGUCUACAACAGUCUCCUACAUGUCUAUGGAUUCCAUGGUAAAAUGAACAUUUUUACAGUGAUAACUAUUAACUAUAAUAGUGAUGGUAAACUAAGUAUCGUAAUAUGAUAACAACCAAUGCUAGUAUAUUGUUUUGGCCAACCACAGGAGCCGUUAUUAAUGUAAUAAUGAUCCAAUUAAAACUCGGCUCAAUUCCAUCUUGCCGGGCCAAGCGAUAAACAUUUUUGCUUGUAGGUUACCUUCGGUUUUGUUUCUGUUUCUGAUUGAAAAGCGGAACCAAAGGAUUGUGAAGUUUCGCUGGAAUUGUGCAUGAAACAUCCGGCAUGAUCCCAUUUGUUCCGUUGACUGUCGGUUUGUCUAUCAUUGUCUCUCUGUUCAUUUUGUUGGUGGAUGGCUAAUUCCUAAGGCCAAUGAAUAAAAGCAAGUGGAAACCCUUGCAGCCUUUCCUUUUAAACCUGCAACAAUACGUAUCUAAAAUUUUAAAUAAUAUUUAUAAGGAUAUGUAUGGCGUAUCUCAUCAAGGUUUGCCAGAACCUGGCUAUUGAAAAUGUGCAGCCGUUUGAUCAGAAGAAGGCCCAAACAACUUUUAAUAAGUGCUUAAACUGUUGAAUUUUUCAGGUGACAUUGACUCGCAGUGGAAGAUUUUCGAGGAGAUGAAGAAAAACAACGUGGAACCCAAUCAGUUUUCAUACUCGAAUAUCAUCAGAACAUAUUUACACAAGUAAGUAAAAAAUGAACGACGUCAAACGAAAGUUGUAGUUCACAUUGUCUUGAAAGUAAUCAGAAUGGUCUCAGAAUACUUGUAUGGGUCACACUCGCCCUGGGACCACCAAUUUCCGAGGUGCAUCUUUGUAUACUGCGUUCGUUUCAUAGGGGUGUAGAAGCGGUUAAGCUAGGUUUGUGUCCGAGGAAUGCACCGCCUGCUACUCUCUCAACUUAGAACCCCGUGUCAACAUCCCAUCAGCUGUAAUGAUCCCUUCUGUAUCUUUUUGGCAUUCUUCCCGCAGUAAUUCCACGUAGGGAGAUAGCGGCCACACGAGCAACUUUAUCUUAUUUUCCCGAUGGCGGGUGUAUGACCUUACCCCACGGGUAAAAGCUUAAUGUAACCGCAAUCGACUGUUACUUCAGUGGACGUUCUCGUAAGCGGACGAGCUUGGGACGCGAAAAGGGCGUCCGUUUUUUAAUGCUGUUGCUGGUCGCUUAUGGGUUUGGUUCUUUUUUUCGGUCACUAGAGGUGAAGGGGUAAAAUGGCCGCUUGCAGGAGCUUACCCAGCUACAAAUAAACAUUGAAAAGUAAAAAACUGUUUGUUAGUAUAAUUGCUAUACUGUGGAUCUGACAACGUUGUAACCGAGUCACAGGCAUAAAAUCCUAUUGGUCUGUUGAAGUGUAACUGACCUGAAAGUGUCCGCGACCGCUUACGGGAUUGUAAAAAUACAGAGUUUGUAUGGGAAUUGAAAAGUAGAGCUGUCCACUUACGAGAGUAGGGAGCUUAAGCAACUACUACUACGACGACGACGCAACUUCAAAAAACAAUAGGUUUAAUGAUCAAAACAACAGCUCUGUACGUGCAUCACGCUUUUUAGUACAUUCCUUUGACGUCCACUGCACGACUACGACGUGAAACCUCCUAAUUUGACGUUUUAUUGAGCACGUGGACAUACGACGACGAAUUUCCAUUCCUCUUUUUGAACUUGAAUAAAAUCCUUAAGAAUUCAACUCCAGGAAAAGUCUCCUGCAUUUAACAUAUUGAGCGGGUCCAAAUAGACGCGAUUAAGUUUGAAAGAACGUAAAUUCAUUUUUUUAGAGACGUUUUCACUGCCAUCUUCGUCGUCGUUGCCUAAGGUCCCUAGCUAGUGUCCGUUGGAAGAACUUCCACUGUACUACUUGGCAAAUCUAAACAUGGUGGACUAAACAGUCAGGGCUGUCACUGAUGGACGGGGACCGGGGAAUUCCUCUGGCAACUAUGAGCACGACUCCCGGCUACUUAAGAAGGAAUAAAAGCUUCUUCCUAAUUUCUCGCUUACUCUCGCUAAUUACAUAUAUCCGAUUUCAAUACUUGAAAUCAUAGUUACAGCCAUGUAAACUGUUGUGAACCAAAGCUUUUAGAUUCGAGUACUGCUACUCGUUAAGUUUAUUUUUAAGCACGAAAGACUUGUCGGUGGGAUAAUCAUACUUUCCUCCUUCGCAGGGAUGACAUUGAUACGGCAUUGAAAAUCUUUCAAGAUGCGAAGGAACAAGGGAAGUUCAUAUCAGAUGCGACAUGUCUCCUUUUACUUAACUCUAUGGCAAGAACAGGCCAGUUGGAACACUUCGAGAGUGGUAAGCUACAUAUGGGUGCUUUUCGUUUGUGUGGAAAAACUGGUGGUCAUAUAUAGUGACUGACAUCAUCGCGCAAAAUGAGUGGUCAUCGUCGGUCAUUCACAGGGCAGAUGCCCUGGUUAUUCAUGACCGCCGAAGCGGCAAAUGAAAAUGCACGAGCGCUUUGAUUAAGCUCCGAAUAAGAGAAGAAAGGACCACAGUUUGUCCACCAGCGUUAAUAAAACUCAUUUUCGUUACUUUCUCAGCUCCAAAUGGAUGGAACUUUGAAAACGAAUGAUGUGUCUACGAUUUAAGCGAGGGACAAAAGACAAGCGUCUACUUGAUUAAAGGACAUGGCUCUUCACUUGAAAGUUGAUCAAAAAGAAAAUGCUUAUUUCUUGUAUGGAAGCUAAAUUUUGUUCUGCAUGUGUGUAAAAUGUAAAAAUACUUGAGCCUUUGGCAUCUGCUGUGUUUUUUAGCUUUGGAAGACAUCAUGACGAACAGAGUAGCAUCUGCCUACAGCAUGAAAUGGGGUGGAUUAUUGCGUGGUAUAGUGUUCUGUUGCCUUCAUGCUGGAAAGAAAGAUCUUGCCCUGAAAAUCCAGUUGGUAAGCUCUCCUGUCUUAUUUUAGACAACCCCACGGAAAAAUGCUGUCCGGUAAAUUUCGUCUGAAUGAAGCAAAUAGAAUAGCAAAUCCUGUGUUAUGAUGGGCUACCCGAACGGCCAAGAGAGGCCCAUGUUGGCCGCUCGGGAUUUCCCGCGUUGGUCCCGCAAGUGAAAGUUCUGUCUUUGGCCAUAAAAUAAAUACUUUCUUGACCAAGCUUGUUUGGUCAAGAGGGCUGAAUAUUGGCCUUUUGCGUGUUCAUUACCCUGGGCUUCGUCUCGGUUCAUAGAAACCCGAAAUGAACUUGGCCAGUAUCGAGCCAUCUUGACCGAAAAAUCUCGGUCAAUAACGGACAGAUUCAUAAAUGAAGGUAACUUUGUACAGCCUAAUAUAGAGUGACCACUGGAAAACUAGUACUCCUAGUAGUUGUCAAUUCAACGGUCACUCUGUAGGAUUUCAUGUACAUAUAUAGGCUCAAAAGAUAGAAACACCUUAAACAGUACAUGUAUUUCAGUCGUUUUUAUGAUGACACUUCAAAGAUUUAGACAAGUCGCCCUUGCAAACUUUUAACCGGCUUUCCCAUUUUUGCCAGGGGAGCUGUGAAAUGAUUCAUUGAAGAAGAAACAUGCAAGUCCAAGUUAAAAAUUUCAGUACUUCUUCAAAAUUCCUUUCAUGUAUACCUAUUGGCUGUGUACCAGCACGAGAGAUCUCUUUUCUAGAGUAAUGGAAUAUUUAGAAGUCGUUUCCUUUUUGUUGUACGUAGGAACAUGAAGUGCGUUUGGAAAUUCCUGCAUUUGUUGCGUAUGCAGAAAACUCUGCGAAACGAGGAGAGGUAUGCUAGUAUUUAGUUAAAUCGGACAUUACACGUUCUAUGCAACGUGCCAUGAAUUUCCCUCGUUUGUAUGCAACUAUACUUUAUCAUGAUUAUUAAUUAUGGUAAAUUUAUACCCCAUUUGUCUGUGUGUGACGCAGAGGCCAUAGUAAUGUUAUAGGUUCGAAUCCUGUCCGAAAUUCUUUCAGAUUUUUUAUUCUUUGAAAAAUUUGGUUUUGUCACGUUAAUGUUUGUGUAUUGAUUUUUUUCGUUUGGCCUGGCUGGCGAAUCUUCCAUAGAUAAUCUUCAUGCACUCGUUCUAACUUGUCUUGGCAAACAAUUUUAUGUGGUAAAUAGAUUCUUUAAACUGUAUAAACUGUCCAGCGACAUUACUUGUAUUGUUGUCUUGUUUUCCUCUGUAAGGAAUACUAGUCUAUUCGAAGGUAGCGGGUAUUAUAGAGAGUCAAGCUUCUUCUAUAACUUCUUCUCAAUUUCCUUUUUUUAAUUGUCCCUAGGUUGACGCUGUAUUGAACGCAAUAGAAUUCUUUAAAGAAAAUGGUAUUAACCCUGCAGCAUUGUAUCUACCCCUUAUCAAGGCGUACGGUAAGUCAUAUUAGGCAUCUGUACCACAACGAUGCAUGAGACCCUCUCUCUUUUGCUUUAUUAAGAGGGUGAUAUAUAUGUUGUGAUUCAAUUUUUUCAUUGGUUUAAAUUUUCUUUUCUUUUGUUUUAGGGUAUGGUAAUGUAUGAUAAUGAGUUUGAAACAAAAGAAAAGAAAAUUUAAACCAAGGAUAAAAUUGAACCACAACGUAUACGGCAAAAACCGAUUACUUGACCCUGCCUGUAGAUGGGACUCCGCAAAUGGAUGAAGCCAUCAAUUAUAUAAAUAACGCUACAAAGGCUAGCGCGGUAAAGAAGUUAAGUGUCGCGCUCAACGGAGCUCGUCCUUUCGAAAACAGAGGAUGUGCCGGGAACGAAAGUGUCGCUUAUUUUGUAUGUGGAUGUUUUCUCCGGUAAUUUUGAACUUCCGUAAAGUGAGAGCUUCCUCUUUUAUUUGAUCGCCUGAACAUGUUCAACGGAAAAGCCCCUUGUGUAUUGUCAUGCCUCCCAUACACGUACUAAGUAGCCUCUCUUUGUCUUCGCGACUUUACUUCUUUGGGAAUAAAUGUUUGGUAGACGUAGGAGGCGCGCCAUUAAAGGUGUCUACCUAAGGCACAUUUGGUGCAAAGUUUGCUUCCCAAGAUCGAAAUGCCCCUUAAGAUAGUUGUUUAUGUUACAUGAUACCACUUUAGCUCGUGUUUGCAAUUUUCCGAGUGCGAUUUAAGCAUUGAGCGUUUAUGCAGGUAUGUAAAAGUACUUUUAACUUGUCAAAACUAGGAGGAUUCUUGCUCCUUUUUGUUUUAACAAGAAGGCUCUUAGUGAUCUUUAUAUUCGAGGUCGAGGUUUGACCAAUUGUUUUUUUCGCGUAUUCUCCAAAAAAAUAGACACCCUGAAAAGCUACAUUUUUUUACCAGAAAAGUUAAGACGGUAAUAUUUUAUUGAAGGAGGUUAAGCCCUCGCCCGAUCGCGAAAAUGAUAAAACUGUUAACAUUUGAUAACUUGUUUCGGUCACAACAACCUUCUCGCUAAAACCCGUAGUAAAAAGACUGCAACUGCCAUUUUUUCCCCGCCCGAAUAGAGAGUUUUAGAUCCGAGUUUACUGCAAACCUCUAACCGCUGGAGGUCACGUGACAAGUCUUUCGCGUCAUGUUAGAGGUUUACGACGUGCGUUUUCAACGUGGGGAGGUAAGUUUUCACGUAGGUCAUUUACCUGAAAGCUUUUAGCGUAUAAUUCUUGUUUUAUCUCACGUGAUGAUACAAAAAUCUUGUGGAGCAAGUCUUUAUCCAUUAACAGAGGCACAAAUUCGGGCGAAAAGCUAAAUUUGAUCAAUCCUAUUGGAUCUUGAAAACAAGUGCCAUUCAUGGCUGCUGAUUCAAAAUGGCGGCCGUAAAUUCAGUGCAAGAAGAACUAAUGUAAGAAUUUACAGCUCUUUGCUGCUAGAUAACCCAGUGUUACCGUAAAUUUCUUUUAUUUUCACUGAUUGAUAUUUCUUCUAUUUCUAAAUGGAAAAAUAAACCAGAAUCCAAUUUUUUAAUCCACCGCCAAUCUAAAUCGAAUUAUGUUUGAACGUCGAACCGCAAACGGGUAACCGCAAACCGCGGUUAGAGGUUCGCGGUAGACUCCGAUCUAAACCUCUCUAAUGACGCUGACUGACGUGCUUGAACUACUUGUUAUUGAUAAAAUCUCGUUCUCGUAACGACCAAGACAAUUGACCAAGUUAGAAAUCCUGCACUGACUGAAUAGUGUCGCAUUCUUCAUGUUAGAUGCGCGAAAAGACCCUGCAUCUGCUAAGGCCUUGUAUGAUAAGUUGGUUGCCGAGGGGGUGGAACUUGACGAAUCAUUUCUGCAGAAUCUUAAUCACAUCCUGCUGAAGUAUUCAGAAACAGUGCCAUUUGAGGUACCUACACAGACAAGCUCGCCGUCAGAGGUACGUAUUUGUCAUCCUUGAUCUAGGUCCCGUCAUAAAUGUUCUUUGUACUUAAAGCGACACAGUCAGCUUUGAGACCGUGCUGACUUCGACACUAUUUUUGCCACUUUGAAAAGAGUUAACCUUAACCCGAUAUCAAAGGUACGCGUGGGAUACAUCUAGAAAUCCGCUUUAAUCUUGCCUAGCGUUUCAUUCGAACAAUUGAACAACUUAACAUUUAAAACUGACUCUUGCCUCGUUUGCUUUAGAGGCUCGCAGAGUAGUUUUUCUCUAGUUGAAUUUUGUAGGAGAAACAAAAACCCACCAGAAAUAUUAGUACGGCUUGAGUAGUAAUUUGACAUUGCAAAGAGACGUAGUGCUGAAUGCACUCUCCACCCACCAAUGCUGCCCAGGUUCCUUGAAUCCCAGAGGUUAUGACAUAAUGUGGCUUGAGUUUACUGUUGGCCUUUUUCCUUGCUCCGAGAGUGUUUUCAGAGGUGCUGUACAGCCCUGUACAUUACUGUUUCUUCCUUUCUUCAAAAACAACAUUUCUGAAUUCCAAUUCUGCUAUUUAUUCUUGUUUUGAAUUCUCAAUUGUUUUGCUUUUUCAGACACAAACUCUUGACAGUGACUCCGAAAACUUAAACGAAGACGAAGAAAGUAAUGUGCUGGAAGACAUCAAUAAAGACAUCCAAAAGGUAAUCAAACUCCCUAGGGCUGCGAAAAAUUUUCUAGCUUUAUAUCAACAGAAAUAACAAAUUUUUGCUUUUCCGAAAAAGUGAAAAAUGCUUCGUCCUUUUUGGUGGACGCGCUGAUUUCGGAUUAUCAGCUUACGGCAUAGCGAUAUUGCUGAAGUUUAACUGUGGAACUGAAUCGUUUCACUCUCGUGUCGUCGAUGCGACUACUAGCAGUUCAGGCGUUCAGAUAUUGGGGCGGCUCAGAGAGAAGUGAACAGCCGCGCCAAUCUCCACUAUCUGAACGCCUUAAAACAGGCUAGAACCUAGGUCGUUGUAUAUCUCUAGAAGUUAAUAGGAUCAAAUGCGCGAAACAACUGUUGCAUUAAAUGUAAGCUAAAAUGGAAUAGUAAUUAAAGCUAAAAAGUAAACAACGCUCAAAAUUUAAUUAUAAACACUAAAUAUAUUACAUAGUAGGUUAAAAACAUUACACAUCUAAAGCUAGUCUAAAAAGAUGCGUUUUAAGGAAAGAUUUAAAAUUUAAAAAAGCAUUUUAAGGUGUUCCGAAUUUCCUCCUUAUGAAGAUAGAUCUUUAUAGAUUAGUCUGUCUGAAAUGACAAAAUCAACAACGCUAGCGUCAUUUCAGACUGGUUAUACUAGAACUUCUAUUCUCAUUUAAAUAUAACUCACUUUGUCCUGAAGGGUUUUGUACCUUCCCUUAUUUGACAAUGACAAAUAGUCCAGAAUCGGGUAAAUUCCAUGGGAUUGUUUUUGUCGGCCUGCUGUUGUAAAUUUGUAAUUCUUAUUUUCAGGAAGAUGACUUGAAGUGAUUUUCAAACUCAAAUGACCAGAAUGAGAACAUCAUCUGAUCUGUAUAAUGGUCAUUUAACAUGUGUUCAACAAGCCACCUUCAGAACGACGCUUCCUUCGACACGGUUUUGCUUGGAUGGAAUCUCCCUUACGCCAUAGACUACUGCUUCUUUACGGACGCACAAGUGGUUUAGUUUUUACAAUGAAGUGCUCCACAUUGAACAUUAAAAGCGUACAAUUUAUUCCGCAAGAAAAGAGCUUAAAACUAAUUUUUGUUCUCCUGGAAAAUUCGGGGUUUUAAAUCUGUUGGCCCAGCUACCGUGGAACCUCGAUUUAAAGAAUCGCUAUAUAACGAACUCCUCGAUAUAACGAACGAUUUUCUUUACCCCAAUAAUAGUCACAAAUAUGAAAAAGAACUUCGAUGUAACGAAACCUCGUUAUAGCGAACUAAGUUUGGCCCUUCGUUAUAUCGAGGUUCCAUUGUACUAAGAUAGGUUUUUCAAAACGUUGAUGACCAGUUAGGUUUCAAUCAUCAAAUCUAGGGAAAACAUUAGCUCAGAAUUGAUGUUUGUUUCGAGGUAAACUGUUCUCAGAGGUUUGACAUAUUUAUUGGAUAAGUUUGUUUCGGAUUCUGAGGACUGAAGUUAGAGUAAAGCACAAAGUAGAACGCAUCGCGUGCAGCUCUCGAGUGCGCCUUUCACGCAUCCUCGUUCUUUGUAUUUUACGUUAGGGACCUUACGAUCUGAUAACAGUGACGCCAUUGAAAACGUCUGAAAAACUGACUUACCGUCCUUUCAAACUUUUUCGCGAUUAUUCAAACUCGAUCAGUCUUCUAAAAGUUGGCAAAUUAAGCUUUGAGCUGAAGAGAAAAGACCGCUUUCAAACUCAGAAAGAUACAGUGAGAUCUAUCCCUUUCACGUUCGAAAGAGAGCUUAAAAUUUGGUCAUUUGUGGUCGUGGUUGUGCAGGGACGGCAACAAAAUUGACAGAAAAGCGUGAUGCGUGAUGCAUAUACAGAGUUGUUGUUGUUGUUCGUCUGUUUUUAUUUUUGACGUUCUCGUUGCCGUCGCCGUCGUAGUUUCGUAAGGUCCCUAACAAAUAAAAUAAUUAGCUGAGAACGCGUUUGCUAUCAAUUUUGUGUUCAUGAAUUAAAGAGAUCGUUUAGAGAAAACAAAAAAUGCUUAAAUUGUAGUUUAUUGGCCAGCUUUAUCCAAAGGAUUCAAAGCAAUUCAAAUUUCGAUUUCCACAUUUCUCACGGCGCGGGGUGUCACCCACACAUCCUUAAGAAGAUUCUAUUAAUAAAAUACUUUCCAUAGUCGUUGAACCUUCUUUAGUACACAGGACAAAACUGUUCUGGAUUGACGUUUUAUUAUACAGAAAUAAAGCAAGCCAAGUAACCUCAAUUAUUUAUGUUUUUUACUUUUGAACUUUAUUAAAUCUCACCAUGGAAAAAUAUUCUCUUGUUGAUCACGGAAGGAGGGCUUGCGUUACGGCGAAAUCACAAAAGUUUGCAAAAUCAACGUGAUUUCUCAGAAAAAAGAAUCACAACACGAAGUGUUGUUAUGUUAAGAAUAUCGUGACGUGUUUGUGAAUGUUUUGAAAAGAAUUCGACUGGAAACGGAGGAAAAACUUAAGGACAGUCUACAACUUAUUUGACCACUGAAAUACGGCACUUUUUUUCAGACUUCUGUCGUCUUAAAACUCUUCUGGCCACUAGAUCGAUCGACCUAAUUGUAGAGCGGUCUUCCAUUUGUUUUGCAGAUGGCGGCCUGUUGCUCGAGCUUCGUACCAGCCACGAAAUGCAGCUGUGUUAAAGCGCAAAGCGCAGUCGGCCAAGAACUUCAGACACUGAUAUUUCGGCCUCUCGAAUAGUUGCUGGACCUUAUUUGUCCGUUCUUCUCCUAGGAGCUUGCCAUUUCCUCACGUUCUGUUGCACAACAGCUUGAAACAACUUUGUUGGAUUUGCCUCGUGGCCCUUCGGUGGAAGCAUUACAACUUGAAUAUUUGACGCCUGAUGUAUCAAAGGAUCGUAGUGCUGCAUGUCAGUAACUCGCUUCAAGUUGUCUUUGCUGCAAAAUUAAUAUUUGGAGACGACAAUCUAGCACGACAACACUUCGUUCUUAGAAAUCACGUGAUUUUGCAUACCUUUGUGAUUUCGUUACUAAGUUUGGAAAUGUUUCUCCAUGUGUGGAAUUUAAUAACGUUUAAAGGACAAAAAUGUCAUUAAGGUUCCUUGGCUUAUUUUAUUUUUGUAUAGUAAAUCGUUAAUCCAGAACGGUUUUGUCCAGUGUACUGCUUGGUCAUUGAACUGGUCUUGUUUUUGCGUACAAAGAUUUGAGAAUGUUUUCUUUGUAAAGACUUGUUGUAUGAUCGCCUUCUAGUGAAGGAAUAACUAAGACUUCGUCUGUGUCAACCUCGUUUCCUAGCAUCUUCCAAAUUUGGUCAACGCCGUUUGGUUAUGAAGAAUUACCCGGGGAGCUUUGAACCAAUCAGAAACGACGAGUAUUUUGAAUGAAUAAUUGGUAGCGGAGGGUUCAAAAGUCUUCAGCGAUUCUGGCCUUACUUGAUGGCUUUGAGGAGCUGCAUCUCGAUUCAGUAAGCUUGAGUAAUUAUAUUGCAUUUGAUAUUUGUUUGUUUUUUUCUUGUUUAAUAAAUUCGAGCGUUGUUUAUGCCGUUUUACGCACGUUGGUUAAGAUUUGAGACAAUGAUCUAGCCUAGUACAAAACUUAAAAAAGUCUUUAGACAUUUUCUGACCGCGACUAGAAAGAAAACGUGUUAAAGUAUAUUUAGUCAUUGGUUGUAAAAAGAAAGCUUUGAGCGAUAUUCUUGCCUCGAGUUCAUAUUGAAAAAGAGCAAACACGGCGAAGCCGGCUUAAAACUUUAGCUAAAAUCUGCAAGGUUUUAUUCAUGACUCAGGAUUUUCAGGGACACGUCACUCUCAAUACAUGUCUUCGUGAAUAGAAAUUUCUGUCCAUUUAAAUGUUUCAUUGAAUUAUAUUUCUUGUCUUCGUUGUUUGUCAAGGUCUCUUUCUUAUCGCUUUGCCGGUUGUUUUCAGUCGUGCAUGAACAUAGCAUGCAGUACUCAAAAAUGCCGCGUGUAUCAUGUGGUGCUAAAGAUUAUGGUGUUUUAGAAGUAAAAUGCAAACGAGAAUGAUUCCAAAAUCUCUUCCUACUAGGAGAAAUAAAUACUUCUUUUAUUUUGAAGCAUAACUCUAUUACCGCGUACUAUUCAUUCAAACACCUGACAGCUCGCAUUGCAAGUUCGGCGCUCUGCAAAAUUCAGAAGUGGCUGUCCGGACGGGUGAUUUUGGAAAUUGGAGAAAAUAUGAUUUUUCGAAAGUUUUUGCUUAAAGCCCAUUAUUACCCUGCUUACUACAUAAUGGCAGAUUGACUUGACUGAACAGUCCCGCCUAAAAGUGAAUUCUCUAUAUGAAAAUGUUUUACGUUGUUGUCAUUUUAUAAUUUGUUGAGCAAGGGAAG
Molecule: messenger RNA, 33304 nt
Organism: Porites lobata
Lineage: Eukaryota; Metazoa; Cnidaria; Anthozoa; Scleractinia; Poritidae
Source: the annotation of a GenBank genome assembly